AUGCAAUGUCGACGAGCUUUUUCCCGUAUUCGACUGGAAUACCCUCUGCGCAUAAGGCGCGCAUUCUACUCCGGGCUAACUGUUCAGCCGUGUGCCCUACUUCUCCAUGUGCUCUUUAACGUAUACCUUCAUCCACUCCGGGGAUAUCCCGGUCCAUGGUUAUGGGCAGCUACUCGGCUUCCUUGGUGCUGGUAUCAAUUCCACGGCACCCUCAACCAGAAACUUCUUGCGUUGCAUGAACAAUACGGACAGGUUGUUCGAGUAGCCCCGAAUGAACUCUCCUUUACGACCGCCACGGCAUGGAAAGCCAUCUACGGUCCACGUUCCGACGAGAUGCCUAAAGACCCGGUGUUCUCGCUGCUUACCCCCACGGGUGUGCCGAAUAUCCUGACCGCUGAUCGAGCGACACAUACCAGACAUAGACGGCUUCUCUCUCACGCGUUCUCAGAGAAGGCUCUCCGUGAGCAGAAUGGCAUCAUCGAGGGAUACGUCAAACAACUAAUAACUCAACUCUCGAGACGAGCAAACGACGGCCCUCUCAACCUUUCCCAAUGGUUCACUUACUUCGCCUACGACGUAAUCCGGGACCUCUCCUUCGGCGAGCCCUGCACCUGCCUCGAAACCGGGACCCCAGACGCAUUCGUGUCCUCCCUCCCCUCCAUAUCCAAAGAACUCAUUCUUUUCCAAAUGCUCAAAUACUACAGACUCACCUGGCUCCGACGUCUCUUCAUGCCCACAUCUGUCUCCGGCGCUCGCGCCCGAAACAUCGCCCGAGUAGUCGACACCGUCACCCGACGCACCGAGCGCCGCACCGACCGCAAAGACUUCCUGCACUAUAUCCUCGCAGCCAUGGAGACGGAGAAAAGCAUCAGCCGCGAGGAAAUCAACGUGAAUGCGUUCUCUUUCAGUAUCGCUGGUUCCGAGGCGACUGCCACUGCGCUGGCCGCGCUGGUGUUUUACAUCUGCACUCAUCCGCGGGUCUAUCGCGUCCUGGUGGCUGAGAUUCGAGAUAGGUUUGCGCACAAUGCAAAAGUUACCUUAGCGACUGUGAAUGAACUCCCGUACUUGAACGCCGUUCUAACUGAGGUUCUUCGCAUCCACCCCCCUGUCGCGAUUACCCUUCCGCGUGUGGUGCCUAGCACAGGUGUCUUUUUGAAUGGUCGAUUCAUUCCGCCCGGAACUACCGUGGGAGUAAACCACUUCUCGACGUACCGUGCUUCUCGGAAUUUCCAUCGUCCUGGGGACUUCGUGCCUGAGAGAUGGUUAGUUGAUCGGCCUGCUGAGUUUGAGAAUGAUGCCAGGGACGCGUUCCAGCCGUUUUCAUUCGGGCCACGGAACUGUCUGGGGAGGAAUCUAGCGUGGGCGGAGAUGCGCAUGGUGGCUGUGAGGUUGUUGCUGGGGUUUGACCUGUCCUUGGUUGGAUGCGAGAGGUGGGAUGAGCAGCGGAUUUGGGGGUUUUGGGUGAAGACGCCGCUGUGGGUGCAGUUGAGGGAGGUUUCGUGUGUGGAGUGA
Molecule: messenger RNA, 1512 nt
Organism: Aspergillus steynii IBT 23096
Lineage: Eukaryota; Fungi; Ascomycota; Eurotiomycetes; Eurotiales; Aspergillaceae
Product: cytochrome P450
Exons: 4
Coding region: 1-1512 (503 amino acids)
Molecular function (GO): heme binding; oxidoreductase activity, acting on paired donors, with incorporation or reduction of molecular oxygen; iron ion binding
Source: RefSeq, a predicted model, not a curated record